This is a messenger RNA of Lathyrus oleraceus (garden pea), 1150 nucleotides long. RefSeq lists its product as uncharacterized. Bases 71 to 841 code for a protein of 256 amino acids. The transcript has 7 exons. The record is from RefSeq and is a predicted model, not a curated record. Gene Ontology annotation, molecular function: protein binding. NCBI's taxonomy places the organism in Eukaryota, Viridiplantae, Streptophyta, Magnoliopsida, Fabales, Fabaceae. Gene Ontology annotation, cellular component: chloroplast.
CUUUACAAAUAAGUGAAUAUGCGCGUUUACUCCAGACGUAGUUUAAUACGCGCCACCAUAUCUUUCAACCAUGUCCAUUAUCCACAACCUUAAAACCCCAUCCUUACUCUCCCCUUCCCUUUCUUCACCUCACACUUCCUCAUCAUUCCCAUUACAAUCAUCUUUCAAACCACCCAUCUUUUCCUCUAAUCCCCCACUCCUUUCCCGGAGACUCUUCCUUCCAUCCGUUUCUGGCAUAUGGGACGCCUUGACUGGCGGCAACAACAACACCAAUGAAGCUGUCCUCGCAAUUCGACGCGGAAUGUCUCUCUUCAGACAGGGUGAUGUUUUAGGGUCUGUUGUGGAAUUCGACAGAGCAAUUCAAUUGGACCCUCGUCAAAAAGCGUAUCUUUGGCAAAGGGGUCUUUCACUUUACUACCUUGAUAGGUUUGAAGAAGGAGCUGAGCAGUUUCGGUUAGACGUUGCUCAGAAUCCAAAUGACACAGAAGAGUCCAUAUGGUGCUAUCUCUGUGAAGCUCAACUAUAUGGAGUGGAUGAAGCGAAGAAGCGAUAUCUUGAGGUUGGCAUAGACCCAAGGCCAGUCAUGAGAGAAACAUAUAACAUGUUUAAAGAUGGUGGAGAUCCUGAAAAGCUUGUAGCUGCAUUCUCUAAUAGCAGAGAUAGCGAUUAUUUUUAUGCUUCACUGUAUGCCGGGCUAUUUUACGAAUCUCAGAGUAAAAGUGAGGCUGCAAAAGUUCAUAUAGUUGCUGCUUGCAAGUCUUCUUAUGGCCAAAGGUCUAAUGAUUAUAUGGCUUCUCUUUCCAAGGUUCACUGUCUUUGUCGAAAUUGGAUCUUCAGCUGAUUUUUUUUUAAGUCUCUCCAGGUAAAAAAUGAAGAUCAUUCAUAAGUUGUUCUAUACACUACAGUCUACAGAGAUGGUUAACAGGAUUUAGUAUUCAUCACAUCCCUUCUUUAUUUACUUGGUUUUAUGAUCUUAAUGACUAUUACUUCUGUACUAGGAAGUUUUUUUUAACAUGCACUUCAUAGAAAUAAUGAAGUUAUUAUACCAUGAAGUUUUUUAACAUCGAGUAAGUUCCAAAUUGUUAUGAUACAACUCUUAUAUUGGAGUAGAAAUUACAACGUGGCUUGUAAUGGGAUUUAAAUUAUUUCA